This is a messenger RNA of Juglans microcarpa x Juglans regia, 779 nucleotides long. Its product is annotated as early light-induced protein 1, chloroplastic-like. NCBI's taxonomy places the organism in Eukaryota, Viridiplantae, Streptophyta, Magnoliopsida, Fagales, Juglandaceae. The transcript is spliced from 3 exons. The record is from RefSeq and is a predicted model, not a curated record. The coding region runs from base 72 to 617 and encodes 181 amino acids.
UCUUCCAUUGCUUGCAACGCAUUUCGAUAGCUUAGAAUUCUCCAAGUCUGAUCUCUUCACUACCUACUUAGAUGGCAACCUCAGCUACAAUGCAAUCCAUCUUGUCGAGCAAUUUGAGUACCCGUCUGACAAACAGACCCAGGGUGAACCAGUUUCUUCCCAAUGCUAAUGUGCUCCGUUUGCCGAGAAACACUUGGAUGAGGGUGCGCUGCACGUCUGAGGCAAACGAGGAGCAGCAGACCUCACCACCACCUACACCACAGCCACCCAAGGUCAGUACGAGGUUCUCGGACGUGCUGGCAUUCAGUGGACCGGCACCGGAGAGGAUAAACGGCAGGCUAGCGAUGAUCGGCUUCGUCGCGGCGAUGGCGGUGGAGGUAUCAAGGGGGCAGGAUCUGUUCGCGCAGAUAUCAGAUGGUGGGAUCCCAUGGUUCUUAGGAACCAGUAUUUUGCUGUCGUUUGCAUCUCUGAUUCCUCUGUUCAAAGGGGUGAGCGUGGAGUCGAAGUCAAAGGGGUUGAUGACCUCGGAUGCUGAGCUUUGGAAUGGGAGGUUCGCCAUGUUGGGUUUGGUUGCACUUGCCUUUACUGAGUUUGUAAAAGGAGGAACCAUAGUGUAGGCCUUUCUUUCUCCACCAUUAAUUAAUACAAGUGAUGAUCCCAUGUAAUUUUUUUCUUUUCUUUUUCCUUUUUUUUUUUUUUUUUAUGGGAUCCCAUGUAAUUCUAGAAAGUGGGAAGCAAGUGAUAAUUUUUAUAUAAUAUAAUUUAUUACUUGUAUGAUC